AUGGACGAUAAAUUAACAAUAAGAAUCCCGUGUUUCGUUUCCCCGAAAAGGCUAAUAAUGGCUUUCAGUUAUUAUUUUUGGCGAAGAAGAAUUUUGCAACCUUGUAAUCUACGAGCGUAUUAUUUCAGUGCAAAGCAAAAGAAAUUAUUUUUCUCCAACUUAUCAGAGUUUUCUUCUUCUUCGUCGCAUCUUCUUCUUCUUGACGAUUACGAAUCAAAUAAUGAUACCAAACCCAACCAAACCUUCGAUCCCCAGUCGUUUUUUGCCUCAGCUAUCGAAAGGGCCGUAAACAUUAGGUACUUAAACAAAACUCAUUCUCAGUUAUUUAAAUGGGGAUUGCAAGAAGAUGGUUUUUUAAUUACAAAGCUAAUUAUCGGAUUCUGCGACGUCGGUGAAGUUCAUUAUGCCCGCCAACUGUUCGAUGAAUUUCCUGACCCAUACCUUCACUUAUGGAACGCUAUCAUUCGAGGUUACUCUAAGCAUUAUAUGUUUACUGAUGCUAUUUCCAUUUACGGGAGGAUGCAGUUUUUGUCGGUAAGCCCGGAUUGCUUCACUCUUCCUCCUCUUCUCAAAGCUUGCAGUGGACUGCCGUCGCUUCAACUGGGUCAAAUUGUGCACGCACACAUUUUCAGACACGGUUUUGAAUCGGACGUGUUUGUUCAAAAUGGACUCGUUUCAUUAUACACCAAAUGUCAGCGAAUCAAAUUAGCUAGAAUUGUUUUUGAUGGCUUACUUAAUCAUAAGACAAUAGUUUCCUGGACAUCAAUGAUUUCAGGGUAUGCCCAAAAUGAUCAACCUUUAGACGCAGUUAAAAUCUUCCAUGAAAUGCGACGAAUGGAUGUUGUAAAUCCAGAUCACGUCACUCUCGUUAGUGUUCUAAGGGCGUACGCAGAUUUAGAAGACUUGGAAAACGGAAAAUCUCUCCAUGGAUUCGUGAUCAAGACUGGUUUUGAAUUUGAAUUGGAUUUGAAAAUCGGCCUCACAGCCAUGUAUGCAAAAUGCGGGCAGGUUAUGACAGCGAAAUCACUCUUUGAUCAAGUUGAGUUACCUAAUGUCAUACUUUGGAACGCCAUGAUUUCGGGUUUCGCAAAAAACAGUUAUCCGGAAGAAGCCAUGAAAUACUUCAAGAGAAUGAUCAUCACUUCCACCAUACCCGAUUCAAUCACGGUAAGAUCAGCAAUCUUAGCUUGUUCUCAAAUGGGUUCGCUGGAGCAAGCGAGAUGGAUCGAUAACUACGUUAUGAAAUUGUAUAAAGACGACAUCUUUGUUCGAACAGGUCUUAUAGACAUGUACGCAAAAUGCGGAAAUGUAGAAUUAGCUCGUAACGUAUUUAACUCCACAAUCGAAAAAGACGUAGUGGUGUGGACCGCUAUGAUAGUAGGUUAUGGACUGCACGGAUACGGAAAAGAAGCUAUCGACCUUUUCCAAACCAUGAAACGAGUUGGGGUCAGGGCUAACGACGUGACCUUCAUUGGCCUUCUAACUGCAUGUAACCACGCCGGUUUAGUAAAUGAAGGAUGGCGUUUUUUCCACUCGAUGAAAGAAGAAUUUGGAAUCGAACCUCGCCACCAGCAUUACGCUUGCGUAGUGGAUAUCCUGGGUCGGGCUGGGUUUUUGGAUAAAGCUUACGAAUUUAUAUCGAAAAUGCCGAUUGAACCGGGGGUUUCAGUUUGGGGGGCGCUUUUGAGUGGGUGUAAGAUAUAUAGGUAUGUAGAAUUGGGGGAAUAUGCUGCUGAAAAGCUUUUUGCUAUUGAUCCUGUGAAUACAGGACAUUAUGUGCAGUUAUCGAAUCUUUAUGCUUCGGCUAGAAUGUGGAAUGGGGUUGGGAAGAUUAGGGUUUUGAUGAAGGAGAUGGGAUUGGAGAAGGAUGUUGGGUAUAGUAUGAUUGAAAUUGGUGGAAAGCUUCAUGCUUUUCGGAUGGGUGAUAAAACGCAUCCCAAAGUGAAGGAGAUUUAUAAGAAGCUUGACUUCUUGGAAAGGAGGUUAAUAGAGGCUGAAUUUUGUCUGUUUGUUGUAAACUAGCAAAAAAAAAUAU
Impatiens glandulifera is the source of this 2035-nucleotide messenger RNA. RefSeq names its product pentatricopeptide repeat-containing protein At3g12770-like. The transcript has a single exon. The record is from RefSeq and is a predicted model, not a curated record. Bases 1 to 2022 code for a protein of 673 amino acids. Gene Ontology annotation, molecular function: protein binding; RNA binding. Gene Ontology annotation, biological process: RNA modification. NCBI's taxonomy places the organism in Eukaryota, Viridiplantae, Streptophyta, Magnoliopsida, Ericales, Balsaminaceae.